UUAAAAUGCUAACCGGCAGUGAGUCAGUGCAUUACAAAAGAAAGAUAUCUCUGUGCUCUGAAAAUUCGUCAAAAAUAUUUGAAAUCAGCGCACGGUUGUGAAAUUCAGAAAUUAAAUAUUUUGUAAAUUUUUCGUGAAAAAACUGUCAUAAAAACAUAUACAAAUUGAGCAAUGAAAUUCUCCCUAGCACUUCUGCUAACCUUUUUCUUUGUAUACAGAGAGGCGCCUGCUAUUAUUUUCAAUCAAAUGGAUAUAAAAAGUGUCUUAACCAGCGGAGCUUUGGAUUUAAAUGUGUUACGAUGCUUUCUACACAAUAAGAAUAUAUGUCCAAGCCCUUAUAUAAUGUACCGUUUGUAUUCUCCGAAAUCAUCUCGUCAUGGGAUUGUUCUGAAUAUACAUAAUCCCUUAACUCUAUUCAAAGGAGAUUUUAAUCCACAUCGGGAAACAGCAUUUAUUGUACACGGUUUCAAUGGUACCGCAGUUGAUGUGCAUUUGCAGUUUCUAAAAGAUGCAUAUUUAUCUCGUGACUUUAAUGUUAUCACUGUAGAUUGGCGGCCAUUAACACGCUAUCCAUGCUACUUACAUGCUUUGAUUAACACCCGCUUGACAGCCCAAUGUACUGCGCAGGUUUAUUCUUUCCUCACGCAUCAUGGGGCAGCUCGUGAGAAAAUCACGUGCAUUGGUCAUUCCCUUGGCGCCCACAUUUGUGGUAUGAUUUCGAACCAUUUAACGAUAAAACAGCAUCGUAUUAUCGGUCUUGAUCCCGCGCGACCACUCAUUGAACGUAAAAAAAAUCACAUCUUCAGAUUAUCCAUAGAUGAUGCAAGUGUUAUACAGGUGAUUCACACCAAUGCAGGUUUCUUGGGGCAGGAAGAGAAUAUAGGUCAUCUGAACUAUUGCAUUAAUGGUGGCAGAUUUCAACCAUUUUGCAAGGGAAAUCCUAUAAGACGAUCGCGUUGUUCGCAUUUCUUAAGCAUUUGCUUCCUCGCAAGCGCUAUGUUCAAACAUAAAAAAUUUGUUGGAAUUUCCUGCCCAAAUGGCUGUAAAGAAGGAUCUCAACAUAAUCCGGUUAGUGCGAAAAAUCCUUUUGGAAUUGUUACAAAAACGGAAGAAUAUAAUAUUGGCAAUGACGCCCCUGACGACGCGAGAGGUUGCUACUGCAUCGACAUGCCGUUUGUAAAACAUUGUCCAUUCAAUGACUAGAAUUCGGUACAAUCAUCGAUGUGUGCAUAUAUAUAAUAUUAUAUUUAAGAUAUUUGUAAGGCAGUAAGAUUUUAAUAACGUUAUUUAUUUAAUAAAGUACGUUAAUUACUGUAAACUAAGGAUAGUAAUUUUGCAGGAAUGCAGCUAUAAGAAGUAAAAACCAAUUCUAAGUACAGAAAGAAUUUACAGAUAAUAAUUGUAAAUAAUUGAUUUUACCCAAAAUUCUUUUAUUAAUAUUGCUUUUAUC
Bactrocera latifrons is the source of this 1450-nucleotide messenger RNA. RefSeq names its product lipase member H-A. The transcript is spliced from 8 exons. Bases 172 to 1203 code for a protein of 343 amino acids. Gene Ontology annotation, molecular function: lipase activity. The record is from RefSeq and is a predicted model, not a curated record. Lineage: Eukaryota; Metazoa; Arthropoda; Insecta; Diptera; Tephritidae.